AUGUUCUUUAAUACGAAUAUUAGGACGUAAAAUGCAAAAAUAAUAAUUGAUGGUGUUACCUACUUAAAAUUAGAAUAACUUGGUUAAGGGAUGGAAGGAGUUAUUUAUAAGGGAGAAAAUAUUUAAACCAAAGAAAUAGUGGCUAUAAAAGAAUACUCAACAAUAAAUAUUAAUGAAUAAAAAGCAUUUUAAGUAAUUUAGUCAAAAUGCUACAACCAUAUUAUUGAAAUCAAAGGAUUAAAAUACAAUUAAAAUUAAUGUCCAAUAAUUGUUAUGGAAUUCGCUAAUGGGGAAUUCUACAAUUUUAUGAAAUCAAAUGAAUACUCAAGAUUAGAUUAUUAAUAAAAAAAUUAAUAUUUUCUUUAAGUAAUUAUUUAUAUAUGAUAUAAUUAGAUGGCAAAGGGAGUUAGCUAACUUCAUUAAUUGGGAUUAUUUCACAGAGAUUUGAAACCUGAAAACUUUGUAUAUAUUAAUAAACCGAAUUAAUAAAAGAUCAUAAAAUUGAUUGACUUUGGUUUAGUGAAAGAAACUGCAAAUAAAUUGGGUAAGACUGGUUGUGUUGGAACACCAUAUUACAUAGCUCCAGAAGUGAUUCAGUGUAAUUAAAAUAGAGUAGCUUUUUAUGAUAAAUCAGUCGAUAUAUGGUCUUUAGGAUCCAUUUGGUUUGAAUUAUUAGUAGGAGAGACAUUCUUUAAUGGUAAUUUAAAAUUUAUAUUUUAGGUACAUAAUAAGAAAUAUUUAAUCGAAUCUAAAUAAUAUCAUAAUUUGAAAUUGAUAAAUAAAUUUAACAAAACCCUAUUAUAUAACAAAAAGAAAAAGAUUUAAUUAAGAAAAUGAUGAAAAAAAUUCCAACAUAAAGAUUGUAAUUGGAAAAAAUAAUUGAAGCUUAUGAUUAAUACAAAAAUUAAUAGCAGAAUGAGAAUUAAAAUCAUCCCUCUAUGAAUUUUAAUCAAACCUAUUUAAAUAACUAAUCAAUAGAAGCUUAAUUCAAAUAAGGAUAUGGUUUAUUCACAUAAUAAUAAACUUAAUUCAAUUAAGGAUAAUAAUAAUUUCAGCAGAUAUUUCCUAUUUAAUAACAAUAAUUAAAUAAUAAUUCAUUUCAUUAUCAACCAUCAGAUUUUUAAGAUAAUGAGAGAUAAUAAUAAUAAGAUUUAUAAGAAUUGAAAUAAAUACUUGAUAGAAUUUAAGAAGAAACUUAAAAGAAAAUGAAGGAUGAAUAUGAAAAAAAAUUACGUGAUUUUGAAUUAAAAAAGGAAGAAGAAAUGUAAUAAAUAAAAAGAUAAAUCGAACUAUAAAAAGACCAAGAACUCUUAGAUAAAAUAGAACAAUUUAAAAAUCAAUAGAAGAAUGAAUUUGAACUAUAAAUAAAAGAAAAAGAAACAGAACUAAAAAAGUAAUAAUAAGAAGUUUUAAAAUAAUAAUAAGACAACGAAAAGUUAGCUGAAUUGAAAUUGUAAUAAGUAUUAAAUUUCUAAAAUGAAAUGGAUAAAUUUAAAAAAAUUAAAGAAUAAGAAUAAAAUGCAUUCCUUCAAAAAUUUAAAGAAAAAGAAAACUAAAAAAAAGAAGAAGAAAUUAAAUAAAAAGUACUAGAAUAGGAAGAAUAAAUUAAGCAAUAGUUAGAAAAAGAAAUUUAGACAAAAUACAUGCUAGAUUAUGCAAAUAAAGUUGAUUAACUUCAAAAUUAAUUGUAAUAAGAAAAUUAAUAGUAUUUAUAAAACGAAAAACAAUCUUUAUUAUCUCUAUUAUAAUCCUAGUAAAAUAACAUGAAAAUCUUUAAUUAAAAUAUUUAAUAAAAAUUAGAAAUUAUAGAAAAUAUUAAUCUAAUGAAUGAUUAAAAAAAUAAGUUAAUAUAAUAAAUAAAGAUAGAGCUUAAAAAAAAUGAUGAAAAACUUUUAAAAAAUAGACAGAUUUAAUAAUAAAUAUAAUAAGUUUCUAAAGUAGAGCAAACUUAAGGUCUUGAUCGUCAACUGGCAUCAGAGAUUUAAUAAGAUAUAUUGGAUUACAAUAAUACUAUUCAAAUGAUAUCAGAAUAAUAAAUGUUACUUUAAAAUCAACUUGGAGAUUAAUAAAAAAAUGAAUUAUAAGAAAAGGAAUAAUUAAAACAAUAAGAACUAGAGAAUCAAUUAAAUCUAGAAAAAAAAAACUUUAAAUUAAAAUUUGAAAAUUUAACAUAAUAAUCAUAUUAAUAUAAUGUUAACAUAACUAAAAUUGAGGAAAAAAUGAAGUUUUAUGAAAAAAAUUUAGUAUAUUAAAUUUCAGGGUAAGAAAGACUUUAAGAAAUUCUAAGAUUAUUUUAAAAAAUAACAUAAGAAUUAGUGGGCUUAGAAUAAUAAGAGAAAAUAAUUAUUUAAAUUGAUAAACCACUACAGCUUAUUAACUAUUAAUCUUUCACAAUUAAGCUUGAAGAACUCCUAUAGGCUUAAAAUAUACUAAAAAACUUAAUUAAUGAUAUGAAUAAAAUUAUUGAAUAAAUUGAUAGUAAAUUUAUUUAAGAUUGUUAAAGGUAAAUAGAUUUUUUAGCUGAUAAUUUAAAUGAUUACUAAGAUAAAUUUAUGUAUCUAUCUUAAAACUAAAAAUAUGCUGAAAAAAUUAAUUAAUAUAGUAACUAAUUAGGUUUUUGCUCUGAAUAAUUAAAUGAUUUAAAUUAAUUACUAUAGUAAGGAAUAUUUUUAAAUUAUUUGAAGUUCAAACAAAUUUAUGAUUAUAUUACUUAAUAAUUAUAAGAAUUUAACAAAUAACAUAAUUUAUUGCUCGAAUAAAUACAUAAUGAUUAACAUAUUGAAUAAAAAAAUAAUGAAAGAAUAAAAAAAUUGAAAUAAAUAGAAGGCUAAUUAAAUGAAUUUAUAGUUAAGAUGAAUUAAUUAAAAAUUUCAGUUAAUGAUUUUAGUAAAAAUUAAUAUUGUAAUAAUGAAUAAACUAGAAAUUUAAUAGCCGAUAAAUAAUAAAAGAUCGAUUAAAAUAUAUAUUCAAUUCAAUAAUAAUAUUAAAAUUUCUUAAGAUUUAAUAAUUUAAGUUCCUAUGAUAGUAUUAAUUUUCAAAUGAUUGAUUUGGAAUCAUUUAAGGAAAAAUUAAAAUUAUUAAUAUUGGACGAAUAAGAAAAAGUAAACUAAUUAUAUUUAAUAAUUUAAAAAAUAGGCAAUGAAUAAAAAACUGAACAAGAAAAAGAAUAUUUUCAAUUAAAUAAUCAAUUAUAAAUUUUAUUAAUGAGGUUUUCAAGAGCUUUAUCAUCAGUCAAAAUUGAUUAAGAAACAAUUGAUUAUUUAAAAAUAAUGAAUGAGAAAAAAGAAAAAUUAUAAAUAGAAUUAGAAUAAGAAAUAGAAAGAAUUGAAAAUUACUAUAAAAUUAACAAAGAGAAUUAGAAUCUAUUUAAGAAAUUAAUAGAUAGUUAGAAAAUAAAAUCGUCAGAAUUAGGUAAUAAUUUUCUAAGAUUAGUUAAUAAAUUAUAAUAAUAUAAUAAAGACAAAACAUAAAAAUUGGAUGAAGUAUAUUAAAAUGCGCAUAAUAAAUAGAAUGAAUUAUAAUUCAAUAUUAUGGAUAAUACUCUUGUUGAUAAUUAUCAAGAGCUAAAGAAAACAGAAGAACAUUUAUUUAAAGAAAUAAAUGAAAUGGGUCAAAAGUCAUAAGAAUUAUAAUUAAAUCCAUCAGCUUUUAUGAUAGAAAAAGAAAAAAUUCAAUAAUAAAUUGAGCGAUUAAAUCAUUUGAUAAAGCGAAUCCCAUCAGAUAAUGAAAUAAACAUUUUCAACAAAAAAUAUAAAUCUAACCUAGAUUCUUUUUUUAAAUUAUAUGCUUUAUCUAAUUAUAUAAGACAGUAUAAUUUAACAAGAUAUUAUGAAAGAAUAAAAGAAGAUGCAUCAAAAUAAAAGAAUAAAUAAAAUUAAAGUAGUUAUAUUGCUAUAUUUUAAUAAAAAAAAAAUUAAGUAAUGGAAGAAAACACAAAGAAGGAAUAGGAAGCUUAAAAUUUAUUAAAAAUAUACUAAAACAUUUUAUUUAACAACAAUAACUAGAGAAUUUAUGAAUAAUUGCAAAAGGAUUAUGAUUCAAUUAUUAAGCAAAUUAGUGAAACUGAAAAUGUUAUCAAAUCUAAAAAUUUAGUAAGACUGAGAGGUUCAAUGAAAAACUAGGAUAAAAUAUAGGAAAUUAUUAAAAACGAAUAUUAUAGAAUAUCUGAAUUAGCAUAAAUGUAAGAAUUUUAAAUAAUAUGGGAAACAAUAUGA
This is a messenger RNA of Paramecium sonneborni, 4214 nucleotides long. The record is from the annotation of a GenBank genome assembly. Lineage: Eukaryota; Ciliophora; Oligohymenophorea; Peniculida; Parameciidae.